GGUGUGACAUAGACAAACACAAGCAGACUUAGUCCUACAGUACACCAUACGGAAAUUCUCUAGAAACGAGGAAAGGGACGAAUAAGAGGGACUGAUGACACUGCAUAACAUUGGAAAUACAGCGGUGAUGUAUUUAUUCAACAAUGGGAUAUUAUUUUCAUCCUGGAAAACUAUCUAAAUAUUGAGAAUCUGAAACUGAGCAUCACGGAGUAAGAUCACCUACAACCACAGUGACCAGCAGGAUGGCGACCUCGUCCAGUCCUGCAUAUUCGGAAUGUAAAACCGGAGAUACAUUUUGUGAGAUACGGGUGUAUGAACAGGAAGUGAUAAUCGUACCGGUGCUGUUUUUGAUGUUUUUUUUGGUCACGCUGGUUUUUAUACUACUGCUGAGGUUCUGUCCUGAGAAGGUGGAUCGCCUGCAAAACCGCUCAAGUCGAGCAACCAGGACUAGGAGAAAUUUGCAAGGCAUUGAUGCUCCUAUUGGUCUGAAUGCUCUGGAAGGUGAGCCAAUAGCACUGGACACUACAUCUUACAUGACGUUCAACCCUACAUCACAAGUUCGAGACUCCUAUAGGCAUGACCCUGCCUCCUUAAAUGCAAACGUGGACUUUAUCGAUGGCGGAGGCUCUUUUGGGGGCGCAGCUUCAGCCUUCUCAAAGCCCAGGGAACUUCCACGUCAGCGACUGCCAGAGAACUUCAAAGGGGUGUCUCCUCUCCCAGCAUCAUACUCUCUGAAGUCAGACAGCUCCACCUCACUCUAUAGGGCUCGGAUGGAAAACAGAAAUGUGGUGCUGCGUGUACUUAAAGAUUCAGCAAAUAACCAGGAAAGUCAGUCAUUCUUGGGUUUUGCGGCCUUCCUCUCCCAGUUAGGGCCUCAUCCCUUCUUACCGGAGCUUCUGGGAGUAAUAUCCCUGCGGGCUCCUCUCAUUACAGUUAUUGAGGAGAUAGAGAACAGAGAUCUGCUCGGAUUCCUGUGGAGGUGUAGACAGGAUAAUGUUGGACCAGACGGCAUGCAUCAGAUGACAGAGAGAAAGAUCUUCACCAUGGCCUCACAUGUGUGUUCUGCACUGGAGUUUCUCCAUAGCAAAGAUCUUCUCCACUGCAACAUCAAGGCUCGUAGCGUACUGGUCAGCAGGAUUUGUACUGCAAAACUCUGGGGUUUGGAUGAUUUAUACGCAAGGACAUUAGAAAGUUCUAAUCACAGUGAAGAUCCUGGAAGAAAAAAGUGGCAAGCUCCUGAGCUAUUGGCCAAGAGACCUGCAAGUCCAAAAAGUGAUGUUUGGUCAUUUGGGCUGCUGCUGUAUGAAAUGGUUACUCUUGGUGAGGUCCCCUUUGCUGAAAUCCCUGCAAAGGAACUUCUACAGUAUCAUCAGAGAGCCAAAACACUGAAGAAACCAAACAACUGCUCCAACUCACUUUACUCAAUUAUUAAAGCCUGCUGUCAGUGGAAGGAGCACGACCGCCCCUCGUUGGCUGAGGUCAGGCAUAAACUCCAAUCUGGAGAGAAGAGUGCCAAUGACAGCAGUAUUAUCCGUGUGCCUGAGCCAAUCAAUAUUGAAAAGUAUCUGAAGGAGGCAGGAUAUGGAGAAUCUAACAACUACACAGUUUUCUGAACUCUAGAUGUCUCCACACAUACAAAUACAUCACAUCUGUAUUUAAAACUUUGUUUGUGGUGUACGUGUACACAGUAACACUAUGCAUCUCCAGUGUCGACCAGCCAUACUGACGUAAAACUAAAGUAUGAAAUGUUAAUUUUAACGAAUACUUUCAAAUAUAAUCUUUAAUUGCCAAAUUUUCUGAUUUUAUUUGUUAUCAAAUCACUAUUUUAUUGUACAGAAAGAUAUUUGAACCUGCUGGUGCUGUGGAAAGCUAGAAUUUGAAGCAAUGAACCAAGACGCUUCAACCUUAUUGGACUGGUCUGAUCAAGCAAAAUUGAGAUCCAGGACAGUCCAGACAGAGCCAGUUUAAUGAUGCAGCCUUGUUUAAAGACACGUGGCAGGUCCAUUUGCACAUUUACUGUAUUAUAAUAAAUUAAUAGUUCUGGAAGUCACUGGAAAAUUACUGACAAUUUGACUCUUAACGUUAUUUGUAAAAAAGCACGAGCAAGAUUGUUGCGAAAAACAGCCAUCCUUAUAUUCAAACCAACAUUGGGAGUGAGAUCACUUACUUAUAAUACUGCAAAUCCUUCCCACAAUGCGACGCGAAACGCGGAAGUGAGUUAGCAUUUUAGCACUUCCGGUUCCCUGAACCUAAAGGUUUUUGCUAAAUCGCGUUCCCUGAAAUAAUUACACAAUUACCUUUCUGACCUUUUUGAAUCUUGCCCCUGACAAAUAACCCAAACUACAAAAUAAGACAAAAAAAAAAA
This is a messenger RNA of Pimephales promelas (fathead minnow), 2365 nucleotides long. RefSeq names its product STY kinase 1b (gene styk1b). Gene Ontology annotation, biological process: protein phosphorylation; cell surface receptor protein tyrosine kinase signaling pathway; multicellular organism development. Gene Ontology annotation, molecular function: transmembrane receptor protein tyrosine kinase activity; ATP binding. Lineage: Eukaryota; Metazoa; Chordata; Actinopteri; Cypriniformes; Leuciscidae. The record is from RefSeq and is a predicted model, not a curated record. Gene Ontology annotation, cellular component: signaling receptor complex; plasma membrane.